Molecule: messenger RNA, 2943 nt
Organism: Penicillium salamii
Lineage: Eukaryota; Fungi; Ascomycota; Eurotiomycetes; Eurotiales; Aspergillaceae
Source: the annotation of a GenBank genome assembly
AUGUCUGAAAAGAUCCGACUCGAGCGACUGGCUAAAUAUCUUGGAGCUGUACUCCAUGGGAAGCAGGAAGUUCAAGAUCUCUCCAACUUCAAGAAACUCAUACAAGCAAUUUUGAACACCAAAAACCACUGCGCUGUGGUUGAGCGGCUCGCUGCAAGUCCAAACGCCCUGAAGGCCCUUCGAAACGGGCUGAGGUUCAACAUCACACCAGUUUUCAUCAACGAAUUUACUGCAAAAUUUAUCCAGUUCUUGAACGACCCAGCAGUCAAGCUUCUUGGGAACGGUCAAAUUCUCGAAGACCUCCUCCUGAUUAUAUUGGAGCCCCGCACUCUCUGGAAUUCGUUUGUCAAGGCCUUUUGCGACCGACAGCUGGAUGAAAACGCAACUCAUGCUCUAUGUUGGUUGACCACGGAACUGCUGUCUUUGCCUGCGUCACUCAAGGUGGAUAUCAGAAAAGAUGCCCAGACCAUUGUGGAUCAAGAAUAUCUUUUCUUAUCUCCACUGGUUCGCCUGAGGAACUCAGGGCACAAGAUAAAAUACCUAUUGGAGAUGAAAUCCUCCGCAACUGCCUUACCUACCUCCGACAUCACAGCAGGCGGCCGCCAUGAUAAUGACUUCGUUGAUUUUCGGUUGACAGCUAUCCUACCUACCGCAGAUGAAAUGGGAUGCAUUGAGAAGCCCUUCUAUCGUGACGUCGAGGAGAUCGCGCAGUUGUGUGGCAGCCAACGUAUCGCGGGCCACCUUGACAAUCAAUUUCGUCUCUUGAGAGAAGACAUGCUUUCGAGCCUUCGAGAUGAUUUCCAAAUCGCGAAUGGAUCUAAAAGUGGUCGUCGAUCCGCCUUCCGCAUGCGUGGCCUCUCUCUAUCCUCCAUCCGCUGUAGCUCGAGUGAUGAGAAAUACAUGCGACCAUGCACCCUAGGUGUGACUUCGAGAAAUGGUCUCGGAAAACUCAAGGACCUGACGAAAGACGAACGAAAAUCAUUCUUGAAGAACACACCGCAAUUUGUCAAACAUUGCGCAUUUGGAUGCUUGGUCAGAGACAAGGAGAUUGUGGCUUUUGCCAUAAUCGAACGAGAUGUCGAUGCACUGACUUCAGACCCACCCGUAGUGAUGCUGCGCAUCACGGGCGAAGAGGCACUGAAAAAGUGUCUUCUUUAUCUUAAGCUUUACGAUGAUGUUGAAUUUUUGGUGGUUGACACACCCACAUUUGCAUAUGAGCCCAUAUUGAGAUGCUUGCAGGAGAGAGUAGACUUUCCUCUCAAAGAGGAAUUGUUUCUCUUUGAGAAAGGUCAGCCAGCGAGGGAGUCGGUUCUGGCUCCCUGGAACAUCAUCGGUGAGCUGAGAGAAGAAUACAGGCGAAAUGUCCAGAAUAUUCUCCAGACUCCUCAGCCUGUCACAUUGGAUGCCUCGCAACUUGAGUCUUUGCUAGUGGGAUUGACUCAAAGAGUCACCCUUAUUCAAGGACCUCCAGGCACUGGAAAAUCCUUCAUUGGUGCAUUACUUUCCAAAGCCCUCUAUGAUCACACCCAGGAGAAGAUACUGGUCAUGUGCUAUACCAACCAUGCUUUGGACCAGUUCCUGGAAGAUCUGUUGGACAUUGGAAUCGAUUCGUCUGCCAUUGUUCGACUAGGCUCGAAGUUUACGCCAAGAACCUAUCCUCUCAGUCUCAAGAUGCAAAAGUCUAAUCACCGGAGAUCACGGGAAGCCUGGAGCAUUAUCGAUGCACUAGGAGAGGAAGGAAGAAACCAAAAAGACGAAUUAAACCAAUCCUUCCAGGCAUACCAGAGCCUGUCGGCCGGAAAUUUAUCAAUAUUGAGUUAUUUGGAGUUCGAGGAGCCUGAUUUCUUUGAAGCGCUGAGCGUGCCCGAAGAUGAGAGUGGAAUGAGUAUAGUUGGUAAAACCGGAAAAGCGGUUCAUCAGGACUAUCUCUUUGCCCAGUGGGCGAGAGGGGAAUCCCCGAAGCACUUGAUAGACCUGCUCCCUGCGCGCUGUCAAACCAUAUGGGAGAUGGAGCAGCAUCUGCGAGAGGACAAAAUUGCAUCCUGGAGCCGAGCGUUGGUGAAUGAACAAGCCACCUCUUUGGGCGUUCAGAUGACAAUGUUCAACAAGUGCGAGAGAAAAUUGAGCGCCAAAUUAGCCGAAAAAACGAGAGACGUUCUGAAAGGAAAGCGAAUCAUUGGAUGCACAACCACGGCUGCUGCAAUGUACACAGAUGACUUGCGGCAUGCAUCUCCUGGGAUAGUGCUCCUCGAAGAGGCGGGUGAAAUCCUGGAGUCCCAUGUGCUUACGGCACUUGCACCUGAGACCAAGCACUUGAUUAUGAUCGGAGAUCACCUGCAGCUGAGACCCAAGAUCAAUAGCUACAGUUUGAGUGCAGAAAAGGGGGAUGGCUAUGAUCUUAAUGUCUCUUUGUUCGAGAGACUCAUUCAUGCUGGAUACCCACACACAACUCUGUUGAAACAACACCGAAUGUGUCCUGAGAUUUCGAGUCUUGUGCGGAAUCUCACAUAUCCUGGGCUAGAAGACGAUGAGAAAACCAAGACCCGUCCCAUGCCAAGGGGACUGUGUGAUCGAGUUGUAUUUUUCAACCAUGAGCACCCUGAGACCAAAUUCACGGAAAUCUCUGAUCGCCGAGAUGAGGGAUCAAACCAAUCAAAGCAGAACGCGUUCGAGGUAGAGAUCGUUCUCAAGAUUGUCAAGUAUUUUGGACAACAGGGCUAUGGCACUGACAAAUUGGUCGUCCUCACGCCCUAUCUGGGUCAGCUAUCGCUCCUGAGAAAAAUGUUGAGCAAGCAGAAUGAUCCGGUUCUAAACGACCUUGACUCUCACGAUCUUGUACAAGCGGGACUCUUGUCGAAAGCAAGCGCUAACCACUCCAAGAGACAGGUCAAGAUUUCAACCAUUGGUAAGCAAGCCAAACACACGUCCAAACCCUAUGAAUAG